Molecule: messenger RNA, 4285 nt
Organism: Colossoma macropomum (tambaqui)
Lineage: Eukaryota; Metazoa; Chordata; Actinopteri; Characiformes; Serrasalmidae
Gene: adamtsl4
Product: ADAMTS-like 4
Exons: 17
Coding region: 234-3566 (1110 amino acids)
Biological process (GO): extracellular matrix organization
Cellular component (GO): extracellular matrix
Molecular function (GO): metalloendopeptidase activity
Source: RefSeq, a predicted model, not a curated record
GAGAGAGAGAGAGAGAGAGAGAGAGAGAGAGAGGGAGAGAGAGAGAGAGAGAGAGAGAGAGAGAGAGAGAGCUGGACGGGGGAAAAAGUUGGAAACAGUUUCAUUUCGUGCCUGAAUCCGGAGCAAGUAGCAGCACGAAGUUCGAUCGGGGCUCAAUACAGCGCGACCAGCUUUGCGGAGGAGAGCAGGAGGAGAAGGAGAGAGAGAAAGAGAGAAGGAGAAAGGGAGCGAGAAUGUGGUCUGGAUCUGUGUGCAGAUUGUUUGUGCUGUGGAGCGCAGUGCUGGCCGCUGUGCGUGUGUCUGGGGCAGACGAGGCUGAAAAACCAGUGUCUGGGCGACGCUCUCGACAGGUGGAGGAGGAGGGGCUUGAAGGUGUUUGGAGUCCGUGGAGUGAGUGGGCGGAGUGUUCUCAGAGUUGUGGAGCGGGCGUGUCAGAGAGGCGGAGACGAUGCAUGCCUCCACCCCAACCUCCACGGCAGGCUUGGAGUGGGCCGGCCUAUGUGCCGUCUGGUGCCUCAAGCCACUCCCCCGUGAUCUCUGCAGUCAGACCGUACUACCCCUCACUGUAUCCUGGCAAUGAGCCCCCCCGGUACGGUAGCACUGGGGCUGACAGGCCGCCGUUUUAUUCGCCUUCACUUCCAGCCAAUCAGAGUCCUGGAUUACCCCUUUACCGGAGCACAGCUGAGGGGCCAGGUCCAGAACAGCCCAAUCACCCCCCUCCAUUCUACCGACCAGAAUUCACGCCGUCCGGUCAGCAGCCAAUUUCUAUUUACCGUUCACCUUCUUUUCCUGCCUCCUCAUCUUCCUCUUCUUCACCCUCUCUUCCGUACGGUCAGUCAGGAAGAGUUUCCAGACGGCCGCCCAAUCAUGGGGCAGGAAGAGCUGGUGGGGGUGGCAGUAGGAGGUCCGUCUCCACCAAUAGGGAUCCGUCGUCUGUAAGAAGGUCUGGUUCCUCUAUCCGUCCAGGGCAGUUUGGUUAUGGCAGGGUCCCGUUCUCUCUCCCCCUUCACCGACAAAACCGGCUCACACGACACACUCACCGCCACAGUAACAUUACUCGUGAGCCCCUGGAGGUCAGCGGUCACAGCGCUCCAGCUGAGGCUGAAAUAGAGAGAAACGCAGAAAAGAGAAGCACAGAGGAAACUGAGGGAGAGAGAGUGAAGGAGGUGAAAGAGGUAGAGGAAAAGAGGGACCUGCUAACAGACUCAGCUACCCCUGAGAGAACAAAAGAGAAAGAGAGAUCCAUCACCCGCCGAGCCCCGCCCCCAUACUCCUCCCCUCUCCAUCGUCCACCCACUCCACAGGACCUACCCACUUACAGCCACCAUGGACACAACCCCAGGGCCUGGAAUGAGCUUCAGGAGAGAGAGGCCAGACCAGGCUGGGCGCCCCCUCUGCCCCCACUGCAGAGCUUCAGGUGCCCCGGAAGGGACAGAGAGAUCCGCAGGUGCACAGUACAGCCGUGUCCUGGUUCUGCUGUAGAUUCCAGAGCGGAGCAGUGCACUGCCUUCAACAGCAAAGAGUUCAUGGGCCGAGUGUACGACUGGGAGCCGUUCACUGAAGUGGGUGUGGAGCAGCAGUGUGAGUUGACGUGCCGGCCGGUUGGUUAUCGUUUUUAUGUGCGUCAGGCGGAGAGAGUGCAAGACGGGACGCCAUGCGCCAACAACACUCCCAGUGAUGUGUGUGUGGAGGGGCGCUGCCUGAGUGAGGGGUGUGAUGGUGUGUUGGGCUCAGGUUUGGUGCUUGAUCGGUGUGGUGUGUGCGGAGGUGCUGAUGGGUCGUGUGAACGGGUCACAGGGAGUUUUGAGAACAGCAGCGUUCCCCUCGGUUACCACAAGAUCCUGGACAUACCUCCCGGAGCUACGGCCAUCAACAUCACUGAGAGACACAGCAGCCCCAACUACCUGGCACUACGGAGUGGCGCAGGUCAGUCUGUGGUGAAUGGCCGCUGGGCUGUGGAUCCUCCUGGUAAAUAUGAGGCCGGAGGGACGACAUUUGUGUACACCCGACCUAGAGGGGACGAGAAAGGAGAAACACUGACCGCAGCUGGACCAACAACUACCCUGCUGCAGCUAUACAUCAUUUUCCACAGGCAGAAUUCAGGUAUAGAUUAUGAAUACUACAUACCAGUGAAGAAGGAAAAAGAAAAAGUGAGAGAAUGGGAUGGAGGUAGCGCGUCUCUCAGAGAGAUCAGUGCUCUUGCGGUGGCUGUUGAAGACCCCGCCUCUUCUUCUGUCUCCUCCUCUUCCUCCACUUCUGUCACCUCUGACAGGUGGACACUGGAAAGGCCCCGCCCAAGGAGCCCAGGGUCAAAUCGGAACGCUCGAAUCCCUCCUCGGACCGACAUCCCGCUGGACAGCCAGCCUGCAUUUGUGUGGAGGAGGGGCAGAAUGACUGAAUGCUCUGCCUCCUGUGGGAAAGGUUCUCAGUACAGGGAGAUUGUGUGUGUGAACAGACACACUAAUCAGGAGGUCCACGAGAGACGGUGUGACUCAGCAGCGAAGCCGCUCCCAGAGGAGGAACCAUGUAACGUCCAUCCCUGCCCACCAUUCUGGGAGGCGGGCUCCUGGUCUGAUUGCAGUGCGUCGUGUGGUUGGGGUUUGCAGCAGAGGCAGCUACAGUGCAGACAGAGUUUUGGAAACCGCUCCACCAUGGUCCACCCUCAGCGCUGCGCUGGACUGAUAAGGCCAAACUCCACUCAGCCCUGCCAGAUCCGCGUCUGCUCACACUGGGAAGUUAGCUCCGACUGGAGUGCUUGUUCAGUGGACUGUGGUGUGGGGAAGAGAACGCGCAGCGUCCGCUGUGUCAGUGACUAUGGCAAUGAGGUGAACGAAGGGGAGUGUAAUGCCAGGCUCCGCCCACAGGGGAGUGAGGACUGUCACAUGGGGCCAUGUGUCACUAACUGGUACUUUACCGACUGGACCAACACUUGCUCUGCGACAUGUGGUCCAGGUGUCCAGCGGAGGGAGGUGCUGUGUUUAACGAGAGGAGGAGGGCGUGGAGGGGACAGUGGAGGGGAAUGUAUUGGAGAAAAGCCUGCAGAUAUGAAGGCCUGUAAUGGUGGACCCUGCAAACCGACUGCAUUGUGGUACACUGGACCCUGGGGACAGUGUAGCUCUCCAUGUGGAAGUGGAAUGCAGAGGAGAGAUGUUAUCUGUGUCCAGAAGCUGGGCAGUGAUUUCACAGUGAUGGAUGCCAGUGAGUGUUCACACCUGGACAAACCUUCACCUGUUCAGACCUGUGAACUCCAGCCCUGCAGAGCACAGUGGUUCACUACAGAGUGGAGUGCGUGCUCUCGUUCGUGCGGUAAAGGAUUACAGACGCGGGAGGUUCGCUGUAUUUCAGCUGAUAAACAGCACAGUGCUGACUGUGAUCUCAGCAGCAGACCAGAACAAGAGCAGCUCUGUAACACACUGCCCUGCAGCCCCUUCACAGAUGAGAAUUGUACGGAUCGUCGUCAUAACUGUAUGAUGGUGGUUCAGGCUCGUCUGUGUGUGUACUCUUAUUACAAAACGGCCUGCUGUGCCUCCUGCACUCAGAGCGCACAGCGGGCCAAGCGACACUGACCUCUCCACAGCCACUGGUCAGCCAGAGGUCACAGGUCAGGUGGGCAACACGCUGGGACUAGAGCUUGGCCGGAAUGUGAUAGACCUCCGACCAGCGUGGGUCUGAUAGGGAUGAAGCACUCUUUAGAGCUAAACUGAGAUUGGAAACCCAGCCGUCAAAGUGUUUCCAGAAUUACAGUGCUCCAAUCCCGGGCUGAGCUGGACCUGCCGCUCUCAGCUAACCCCUCCCACCAGCCCUGCCCACCCCCGAGCAGCAUACUUAAGGACUCUUUCUCAAAGAGGGGACUUUUUUUGACCAAAUAAGCCUUUGUUUUAAAAGCACUAGUCUUCUUUUCCUGCUCUAUCUGUGGGGGAUUUGUAGGUAAUAUAAACCUGAAAACCAAAAUGUAGGAUCAGGUGCCCCAUUUGUUUGAUUUCUCUACGUCAAGAGUUCAUGAAUGUGUCAUUUUGGUAAUAAUAAGAUGAUAAAACAGAUUAUUGAUAUAUUUGUAUCUGUAGUUGUAGUGCAUCGCUUGAAACAGUUCCUCUUCAGUUCCAUUAAAACUGCUUCAUAAAGGCAAAACUGGGAGCUUCACAGUGAAAGUGCCCAUAUUGUGAACUUUUAAAGAUUCGUCCGCUGUGUUCUGGAAGAAGACUGACUGCUGAGACAGGUCGAGUCACUGAAAUCAUGAAUUUGAUGGACAAUUUUGUGGACUAUUCAAGACAAUUUUUGAAAUAAA